Cynoglossus semilaevis (tongue sole) is the source of this 2083-nucleotide messenger RNA. RefSeq names its product zinc finger protein PLAGL2-like. NCBI's taxonomy places the organism in Eukaryota, Metazoa, Chordata, Actinopteri, Pleuronectiformes, Cynoglossidae. The record is from RefSeq and is a predicted model, not a curated record. Gene Ontology annotation, molecular function: DNA-binding transcription repressor activity, RNA polymerase II-specific; RNA polymerase II cis-regulatory region sequence-specific DNA binding; DNA-binding transcription activator activity, RNA polymerase II-specific. The transcript is spliced from 2 exons. Gene Ontology annotation, biological process: negative regulation of transcription by RNA polymerase II; regulation of cytokine production; regulation of immune system process. The coding region runs from base 13 to 1833 and encodes 606 amino acids. Gene Ontology annotation, cellular component: nucleoplasm.
UCUAGGGCUGCCAUGGCAGCUGCUGCCGCUGAUGCCUCACACCGAAUCACUGCACUGAAGCUGGAGGAAGAGGGAAGACGGACUACGGCCAGGCUGUUUGGGAGCGCUGUCCCGCUGCCAAGGACAGAGAAAGAGGGAGAGAGGGGGAAAGAGAGAGAGAAGGAGAGGGAAGGCCAGGGCGAAGAGGUCGGGAGAGGGGGCGCUAGUGAGUGUUUGGUGUGCGGCGCUCUGUUCGCCUCACAGGAGAAGCUUCGUAUCCACACUCUGAGUCACACGGGAGAGAAACCCUUCCACUGUUCACACCCACACUGUCCCAAGGCCUUCAGCUCAAAAUACAAGCUCUUCAGGCAUAUGGCCACACACUCUCCACAGAAGACCCAUCAGUGCUCGUUCUGUGAGAAGAUGUUUCACCGCAAAGACCACCUGAAAAACCACCUGCAGACUCAUGACCCCAACAAGGAGGCCUUCAAGUGUGAGGAGUGUGGAAAGCACUACAACACCAAGCUGGGAUAUAAGCGCCACAUGGCCAUGCAUUCUGCCACAGCCGGGGAUCUGACCUGUAAAGUGUGCAUGCAGAGCUACGAGAGUACGCCCGUUCUCCUGGAGCACCUCAAGAGCCACUCCGGGAAAUCGUCAGGCGGUGCCAAGGAGAAGAAGCACCCGUGUGACCACUGCGAUCGCCGCUUCUACACCAGGAAGGACGUGAGGAGACACAUGGUGGUCCACACGGGUCGCAAGGACUUCCUGUGCCAGUACUGCGCCCAGCGCUUCGGCAGAAAGGAUCACCUCACGCGUCACGUGAAAAAGAGCCACUCGCAGGAGCUGCUGAAGAUCAAGACGGAGCCUCCGGACAUGUUGGGUCUUCUAGCUUCAGGAUCACCACCGUGCUCUGUGAAGGAGGAGCUGAGCCCCAUGAUGUGUGGCAUGGGUCCCAAUAAGGAUCCUAUGAUGGGUAAACCUUUCCCCAGCGCAGCUCCAUUUCCAAUGGGCAUGUACAACCCCCACCAUCUUCAGGCCAUGUCUAACUCCGGGGUUAGUCAUCCACACCCGUCCCUGAUGCCCAGCCCCCUGUCUGCAGCCAUGGGCAUGGGAUGUCACAUGGAAUCUCCCGGGCCUCUUCACCCACACUCCCAUCACCAUCACCAUCAUCACCACCAUCACCACCAUCACCAUUCCCCUCCGCUGCCCACCCACCACCAACCCCAGGCCCCCCAGCAGCAGCCCCAACCCCAGCCUGCCGCCAAAUACCAGCUGGGAUCUACCUCAUACCUGCUGGACAAGCCCUUGAAAGUGGAGAUGGAGAGCUUCCUCAUGGAUCUGCAGAGUGGUUUGCCAGGGCCGCUCCCCUCUGCAGAGCCCCACGCUGCUGCCUCGCCCCCUAAAGACGGACUGGAGCCCACCUCGGGCCUUACAGACGAGCUUUGUGGGGACCCCCUCCUGUCCAAGAGCCCUGCGGUAAUCGCUGAGUCUUUGUGUGCUGCUAACAUGGACUUCUCCCACCUGCUGGGGUUCCUGCCCCUCAACCUGCCCCCCUACAGUGCCCCCAUGAGUACUGGAGGCCUAGUGAUGGGCUACACCUCAUCUGCGACCACGUCUUCAUCCUCUUCCUCUUCCUCGUCAUCUCUUCACGCUGCCGAACCCCACGCCGCGACAGUCGCAGGGGCGGCAGCCGCUGUCGCAACGGUACCUCUUACCUCUUUGCAACCGCAACCUCAGGAGCAGCAGAGCUCCAGUGGGGGUCUAGGUCUCGGACCCUUGCACCCACUCCCCCAAGUGUUCAGCUCCAGCCUUAGUACCACCACACUGCCUCGCUUCCACCAGGCCUUUCAAUGAAGGAGAAGGUGUAAAAAGCCCAGCCCCGCCUGGGUAGAGAUGGUCUCCACACCUGCCUUAGCUCAGCUCAGCUCAGCCAGGGUUUAUCGGGCUAACCCUGUUCACAGAGCCCAAUCAAAAAGUGGGAGAAUUAGAAUAUCACAAUGAACACUUAGAAAGCCUUAAAUGGAAGCGCACAAAAGCUUUUGAUUGAGCCUUGAAAGGAAGUUCAAAUGCCUUUAAGCAAAAAAGAAAAGAAAAGAAAAGAAGA